CCAUUUCUGGAGUCCUGACAGGCUAAUAUAAACUAACAUUUUUGGGGCUUAGCCAUUACUGCCUCUCUUAGAAACUUAUCACAACAAAAAAUAUGCAAUAAGAAUAUGGAGAAAACACAGACAGCGGUGUCAAGCUCAUUCCUAUCAUUCCUUUCCGUUCCGCUCGCUGCUUUUUCCGUUUUCUUUGCCCUGCCAGGACCUAUUCCUGUAUUGGUUGAUCCGUUCGGAAGGCGCGGCGAAGGAGUAUUGCGGGUGGGGAGCGCGACAGUCUUAGCUUUUCAUUGACUGGCUGAGCAACCUCACCGCUUCCAGCAGGAGGCGGGUGAUGAUCACGUGGUGCAGAGAAUGAGAGGGAGAGCGGGGCCUUCCGGCAGUCCUGACGCUCUGCCCGCGACGUCAUUGUCGGGCAUUUCCGGGAGGGCGGCUGAGGCGACCUGAAGUGAAGCAGCCCACCAAGACACAAUGUCAGAGCUGAGUGAUGAAGCCAGCGAGUCGGAUCUGCUGAAUCUCAGCCUAUCCAUGUGGCAUGGAGCAGGUCAGAUGGUCUGUCGCCAAGAGUUAGAUGUUCCACUGGACCUUCACACAGCAGCCUCAAUCGGCCAGUAUGAGGUGGUAAAGGAGAAUAUUCAACGUGGGGAGGUAGAUCUGAAUCAGCGGAAUUGCGGCGGCUGGACCCCGCUAAUGUAUGCCUCUUACAUCGGUCAUGACACCAUUGUGCGCAUACUGCUAGAGGCUGGCGUGAAUGUGAAUGUACCAACACCAGAAGGGCAGACUCCACUGAUGCUGGCUUCUAGCUGUGGAAAUGAAAGCGUUGCUGCCUUCCUCCUUCAGCAAGGUGCCGAGUUGGAGAUGAAGGACAUCCAUGGCUGGACUGCCCUCUUCCACUGCACCAGUGCUGGCCAUCAGCAAAUGGUCAAGUUCUUAUUGGAUAAUGGAGCAAAUGCGAACUGCAGGGAGCCCCUUUAUGGAUAUACUCCUCUGAUGGAAGCAGCUGCAUCUGGCCAUGAGAUCAUUGUCCAGUAUCUUCUCAAUCAUGGUGUGAGAGUGGAUGUACGUGAUAGCACUGGGGCGACAGCACGGAUGUUGGCCAUGAAGUAUGGGCACAUGAAGAUUGUGGGGCUGUUAGACCUGCACACAGCCCCUGUGCCCAAGGUCUUCUGCAGGGGCCCAGGAAAGUAUGAAGAUCUCAGCUCCUCGGACGAAUCCUACUCUGCCCCUCAGAGGCAGAGGCCUGCUCGCAAGUCCAAAGGCCCCAGUAUUCACGAAGGACCCCACGCUCUGGCCAAGAUCACGGCGGUCAGAAUUGGAGUGAAAAGCCCGUCUCGUUAUGAGCAGGUCCCUCCAGAAGGCUAUGUUACCUUUAAUGAUGAUGGGAGUGCCUUUGAAGGAGGAGAUCUCCGCUACAGAGAUGUCACGUCUCCCAUCAAUGAGCAUGAUGUGGAAAGCAGCAGCAGCCGGGAAGAGAAUUCCCUCUUCACCAAUAACUUAGCCACCAUCAGGACCAGCAGCAGCAGCGAAAGUCUUGCCAAAGCUGUGGGGGUCAGCAGCGAGGGCUCUCUGGAAAGCAACGAGGAUUCUGACCAUGAAACAAAGCUCUCCAUUCGAAAGCACCCCAAGAGCUACAUGAAGGCAAAGAAUCGCUGCAGCAACAGCGACAGCCACUGGUCUUACCGAUCCCGGGUGUCCAGCCAUCACAGCAGCCCCUCUCACACAGAGGCUCCAUCUUACACGGGGCCCCAGGAUCUGGCCACCUUCCUUGAGCAGAUUGGCUGCCUGAAGUACCUGCAAGUGUUUGAGGAGCAAGACGUCGACCUUCGCAUCUUCCUGACCUUGACAGAGAGUGACUUGAAAGAGAUUGGCAUCACCCUCUUUGGACCAAAGAGGAAGAUGACCUCUGCCAUUGCUCGAUGGCAUAGCAGCGCCCGGCCUCCCAGUGAUGCCCUGGAGCUGGCCUAUGCUGAUCGCCUGGAAGCAGAAAUGCAGGAACUGGCCAUUCAGCUCCAUAAGAGGUGCGAGGAGGUAGAAGGGCUGAAGGGUCAGGUGUCCCAGGAGCAGGAGCUGCGUGCCGUGGUGGAGAGCUGCUUGAUGGAGCGGGAUGUGGUCUGGAGCAGUGCUCAGGCCAAACUCCGAGAGGUGCAGGCCAUCGCCAGGAAUGCUGGAAUCCUCCUAGAGCAGAUGCAGGCCUGUCAGGCAGAACUGUCUUCCCGAAUGAACCGAGAGCAUCCGGCUGGCCGGCUGUUGGAAGCGAAAGCGCAGCUGGGACCCAGCCCAGAAGGAUGGCCGUCCUCCUUGAAGGUCCUCAGUCUGCCUGAGCUCUCGGCUCUUCUGGAGCAGUGCUGGGGGGAAAUGGGGAAGGCUCUUAGUUCUGUCAACCUUAAUCUCGAGAGCCUGCAGAAUCUAGAGAAGGGCAAGCCGCCCCAGAAAUAGCCCUAGGAGUGGAGGAAGAGGUUCUGACGUCGGGUGAACGUUCCACCCAGAAGCUGUGUUUUACCUGAGGAGGAAGCAUGAGUGAGUGCGAGAGAGAGAGAGAGAGAUGGCUCAGCGGCACAGGUCAUCUGCAGCAAGAGCUGCCAGCGGCUGUCCUAGGAAAGCAGGUGUGCUGUUGCAGAGAAGGGAGGCCAGAUCUGCUGUGCUGAAGAAGGACCAUGGCACCUAAAUCCUGCUGGAAGAGCUGGAAGCAAAGGGUUCUCUCCAAGCUUGGAAGUUCCAAGGCGGCCAUUUUGUGUCUGCGUCUCUUGCUGGAUAUUCUGUCUGUUUUGGCAACCAGGUUCCUCUCCAUUGGUCCCCUUCCCUGUGCCCACAUGGAAGGAAAGAUGAGGCAGGAGGUGGCCAGGAGACCCUGCGCUUAGAGGGUUUUAUCUUUGGGAGGUUACCUGUUUGGGGGAUGCAAGGACUUCUGUGUCCUGCCCAGCUGCAUGGAGGCCUGAUGUAUACCUAAGCUGGCCCUGCAAUGGUGGGUAGGAGGUUCCAUUAUCAAAGCCCAUUGUUUAAGAAAGAAAGCAACCCAAACACACACACACUUUUUCAAUGAAAGUGCCUCCGUAGUAGCAACCACUGGGCCUCUUCUAGCCUUUUAUUCUUCCAGCAGGGAACUUGUGACUUUAUUCACAACAACUUACAAUGAGAUAGCACCUCUCACCGUAGGCGUGAAGUUAUAAAACUUCUUGCUGUCUUGACUUGGGGUGCUCAUGGCUUGGCCGGGAAAAUCUGUGAGCUCCAGCAACCAAAGACCACAACUUACAGGGAUUGCUUAUCCUGGUAUGCGCAAGAACUCAUGCCCACUUUGGAGAAUGGAAAUCCAGCGUUUGAUGUGACCUUGGGAAUGUUUAUCCCAGGCUAGCUGAUGGUGUGAAGUGGCUCCGGGAUUCAGAGCAAGAAGGUUCCCCAAGCCCAGCUAGCAACGUAUGUAGGCAGUCCUGGAGUUACUGAAUAACAUGUACUGUGUCUUGCUGGGCCUUGUCUGGUUUUUGGAGAAUGGGGGUGGGGGUGGGAGAGAGAGAGAGGUGAAGCUUUUUCAUUUAUCUGACUUGCUUCUGAUAUGCACAUCAUCACAUAGAGUUCAUGCAUAAGCCUUGGUUUGCUGCACACCUGUAUUGUGCGGAGACCUAAGCACAAAGCACAUAAUUGUCUCAGAAAAUUCUUGUGUUAAUAUUAUUAGGUCUUCACAUGAUGCAGGUAUCAAGUGAAGCAAGGCUUGUGCGUGGGCAGCAGGAGCAUAAAUCUGAAGCAGCUAGCAGAUGAAUCACACGGCCAUGUGUUUAACCUACAGGAUAAAAAGUUAUCCCAAAGCCAGGCAUGGCUGCACCCAGUAGCAAAGCUGUCCCAUUUUUUCCACUCCUGAAACAUGCAAAACAGUUACCCAAAAAAGUGCACAUUUUAGCAGGCUGGUGGAUGCUGUUCUGCAUCUGUUGUGCAAAAUGGAACCUUCCCAUUAACGCACAGG
Messenger RNA from Podarcis raffonei (Aeolian wall lizard), 3943 nucleotides. It is a transcript of the gene ANKS3, whose product is annotated as ankyrin repeat and sterile alpha motif domain containing 3. The record is from RefSeq and is a predicted model, not a curated record. The coding region runs from base 463 to 2427 and encodes 654 amino acids. Gene Ontology annotation, molecular function: protein binding. The transcript is spliced from 17 exons. Gene Ontology annotation, cellular component: cilium. Lineage: Eukaryota; Metazoa; Chordata; Lepidosauria; Squamata; Lacertidae.